UGUGGCUUUAAGAGGUUUCUUUGAAUUGGUAGGGCAGUGGGGAAGUGAAGGGGUGUAAACACAACCUCAAACUCUCACACUGUAUCCUAUAGCACCUUUUAAGCACGGAAUAGAUCAUUCAAGACACCUGCAGAAUCUGCACAAGACCGAGGCUGAAAGAUCUGAGUAUGAGCGCACAAAAUGUUGGAACCAGAGGUGGACAUCAGGCUUUCAGGCUGCACAUGGUCACAUGGAAUGUUAGCACAGCAGAGCCACCAGCUGAUGUGAGGUCAUUACUGCAGCUUGACUCACAGCCAGCCACUGACCUCUAUGUGAUUGGUUUACAGGAAGUCAAUGCCACUCCAGUGCGGUAUAUCUCUGAUCUCAUUGCUGAGGAUUCAUGGAGCCACCUCUUCAUGGAUACUCUGGCACCAAUGGGCUAUAUCAAGGUGACGUCAUUGAGAAUGCAGGGUUUGCUGCUGAUAUUGUUUGCAAAGCAGGUCCACCUGCCUUUCAUCAGAGACAUCCAAAGUACAUAUACCCGCACUGGCCUGUUUGGAUACUGGGGAAAUAAGGGUGGUGUUUCUGUGCGUUUCUCAUUUUAUGGUCACAUGCUGUGUUUUCUGAACUGUCAUCUGGCGGCUCAUAUGAACUAUGCCCUGCAACGCAUGGAUGAGUUUGAAUAUAUACUGGACACGCAAGAUUUCGAUAUGUACAACACACCAAACGUGCUUGACCACAAGGUGGUCUUCUGGUUUGGUGAUCUGAACUUCCGUAUCGCUGACCAUGGGAUGCACUUUCUUCGCUCCUCGAUCAACAAUGGCCGUUUUAAUCUGCUGUGGGACAAAGAUCAGUUGACCAUGAUGAAGAAGAAAGAACCUAUUCUUCAGGAGUUCGAAGAGGGACCAUUGCGCUUUAAACCCACAUAUAAAUUUGACCGUUUCUCUGAGACUUACGAUACAAGAGCACCGAAGACAUGGUUUGGCUUUACUGGUAAAAAGCGGAAGCCUGCCUGGACGGAUCGUAUCUUGUGGAGGAUAAAACCCAAAGCUAUAGAGACAGAGGAUGAGAAUAGUUCCACAACCUCAUCAGUUGACGAUGAUGAGUAUCCUGUUAAGGUGAUGCAGGAAAUGUACACCUGUGAUGUCUCAUACGGGGUCAGUGACCACAAACCUGUCAUUGGGACCUUUAAUCUGGAGAUGAGAAAAAAGGUGGAGACGCCUCUAGUCACGCUGACAGUGGAGAAACACUGGAGUGCAGAUGAAAAUGCCACAUUCACCUACACCAUCCUGGAAAACUUUGAGUGCUCAACUUGGGACUGGAUCGGACUGUACAAGAUUGGCUUCAAAAGUGCCUCUGAUUACUCCACCUUCGCCUGGGUCAAAGAUGAUGAAGUGGCUGCCAUUGGCGAAGUUGUGACGGUCCAAAUUAAAAAUGAACUCCCCCUGCUGGCAGGGGAUUAUGUUCUGGGCUAUUACAGCACCAACAUGCAAACCCUCAUUGCCUUUAGUCCAACUUUCCAGAUUCUAGAGUCCAAACGAGCUGUAAUGGAGGGUCUGGUUCCUGAGAACAUCAACGGACAUGAGAAAUAACUGGAAUAUCUUCUAAUAUGUGGGCCAUAUGUACAAAUUACAGCAGGAGAUCUGAUUUUGGAUGAGAUUUCUCCUUGUGUAAACAGACUUUGUUCAUAUUGGUUUUAAAAGGUAGAACAGAUUCUGAAACAAUCUGAUAUGAGUGUGGUUUAAACUGAAGGCUUUAAAAUUUCCCAAACACCAGUUUAGGCACUGAACACACUGCUCUUUUCAUCCUUCGUUUACCUAUGGCUCUCCUUCAAUUUGCUGAAUCUGUCGUAAGCUCUUGCAAACACGCACACAUAUUGUACACUUAGUUUUAUAGUACCUGUACCUGCCACUAGAGGUCAAUAAAGUCAAUUACAGAGGCGAUCAUGGAAUCCGUGCCUGCAAACACAUUAAAAAGCUCUUGAUCUCUGCAGAAUUGGACCACGCAAAGAUUUACAUAUUUGACAUUUCCCAGACCUUGUAUGUUUUUAUUAUACCUUUUUUCUUUCUUUCUUUUUGCAAAUUUGAAACUAAUAAGAUUUUAGAACUAGUAAGAGUUUAGAACUCUCAGAAUUUCCCACAGCCUAUAUUUCAUAUCAAAAUCAGCAGAUAAAUUAUGAAAAAGUCCUUAGUAUUAUUUUACAGUAAUUCAGUUCUACAAAAUACAAUUAUGAAUUUACUAUUAUAUCAUACAUUAAAUGCAUGAUGUUGCAUUAAUUUUGCCCAAAUCUGAAAGUGAUUUCAGUACCUUACAUUAGUUUUACUGUACAUUGGUGAAGUGUGCAGCUCUUUAUACAGUGUUUCAUUGAAUGUCUUAUAUGUCUCAGUGUCAGUGCCUGUAUAUGUUAGUGUGUGGAUUUUCAGUACCGAUAUAACAACAGUUCACUAUCUGACUUUUAAAAUGCCUUCAUGUUUAAGCUCUGUCCCUCUUGUGUAUGUGAGCAAGAGGCAGUUUAACUUCUUGUCUACAUUUUUCCAUGAUAUGCCUGACCUAUCUUUUACUUUAAAUAGGCUGUAUCAUUUUGUCCUCUAUCUUAGUUCAGUUAGUGUAACUGACUGUAUUUAUGGAAGUGGAACGAGUUGAUUUGACCCUUUAUGAUUUGUUAAAAAUGCUAUGUUUUUAUAAUCAAGCAGUUGAACACAGCUGUGUUAUUGGGAUUGUAAGCAAUUUCAUUAAAAUAUGAAUGUCUGAUUA
Megalobrama amblycephala (Wuchang bream) is the source of this 2733-nucleotide messenger RNA. RefSeq names its product inositol polyphosphate-5-phosphatase Kb (gene inpp5kb). The transcript is spliced from 14 exons. NCBI's taxonomy places the organism in Eukaryota, Metazoa, Chordata, Actinopteri, Cypriniformes, Xenocyprididae. Gene Ontology annotation, cellular component: endoplasmic reticulum; cytoplasm; ruffle. Gene Ontology annotation, molecular function: phosphatidylinositol-3,4,5-trisphosphate 5-phosphatase activity; phosphatidylinositol-4,5-bisphosphate 5-phosphatase activity; inositol bisphosphate phosphatase activity. Bases 168 to 1571 code for a protein of 467 amino acids. The record is from RefSeq and is a predicted model, not a curated record. Gene Ontology annotation, biological process: phosphatidylinositol dephosphorylation; negative regulation of insulin receptor signaling pathway; negative regulation of glycogen biosynthetic process.